UCCUAGCCGCCGGCGAGUCCGGGGCGGCGGCCGGGGGGCCUGGCGGCCGGGAGGGGCCGCGGCUGGAGGCCGGAGCCAGCCACGCCCGCGGACCGAGGCGGUCAGGCCGGGCCUGAGGGAGCCGCCGGCCGCGAGGGGCGGGCCGCCCGAGGGGACGCGUGUCCGCGCCCGCUCCGAGCUGUCGUCCCCGGGGUCGGGGAAGUGCGGUGCCUUCCGUGCGGCCUUUGCCCCGGCCGCCGAGCGCUGACACCUCCGUGUCCCACUCCGCCGCCAGCCGGGUUCCCGCCCUCCCUGCCCUCUGUCUUCUGCGGCUUGCCAUGUGUUCGCCUUUGCAGAGUUACUCUCCUCUCUGGUUUCUGCGGCUUCCCUUGAAUUUUGUCAGGAUAGAGGCCACGGUGUGAUUCUUGUCGUCUUUCUAUCGAGGGUUGUCAGUAUUUAAACAGAGCACAUCAUGCGUGAGUACAAGCUAGUGGUCCUUGGUUCAGGAGGCGUGGGGAAGUCUGCUCUGACAGUUCAGUUUGUUCAGGGAAUUUUUGUUGAAAAAUAUGACCCAACGAUAGAAGAUUCCUACAGAAAGCAAGUCGAAGUAGAUUGCCAACAAUGUAUGCUGGAAAUCCUGGAUACUGCAGGAACAGAGCAAUUUACAGCAAUGAGGGAUUUGUAUAUGAAGAAUGGCCAAGGGUUUGCACUAGUUUAUUCAAUUACAGCUCAGUCUACGUUUAAUGACUUACAGGACUUGAGAGAACAGAUUUUACGGGUUAAAGACACAGAAGAUGUUCCAAUGAUUUUGGUUGGCAAUAAAUGUGACCUGGAAGACGAGCGGGUAGUUGGCAAAGAACAAGGCCAGAAUUUAGCAAGACAGUGGUGUAACUGUGCCUUUUUAGAAUCUUCUGCAAAGUCAAAGAUCAACGUUAAUGAGAUAUUUUAUGACCUGGUCAGACAGAUAAAUAGAAAAACACCAGUGGAAAAGAAGAAGCCUAAAAAGAAAUCAUGUCUGCUGCUCUAGACUUGAAGUCAGCAGCAGCUCUGAGCCAGAUUACAGAAAUGAAGAACUGUUGCCUAAUUGGAAAGUGCCAGCAUUCCAGACUUCAAAAACUAGAUCUGAAGAGGCUUCUCCUGUUUUAUAUAUUAUGUGAAGAAUUUAGAUCUUAUAUUGGUUUGCACAAGUUCCCUGGAGAAAAAGUUGCUCUGUGUAUAUCUCCUGGAAAUAAGACAUAGUAUUUCUCCUUUGCAAUAGCAGUUAUAACAGAUGUGAAAAUAAGAUACUUGACUCUAAUACAAUUAUACAGAAGAGCAUGGAUGCAUUUCAAAUGUUAGAUGUUACUACUAUAAUCAAAUGAUUUCAUAUUGACCUUUUUAUCAUGACUCCUCCCUAUCAAGCACUAAAAAGUUGAACCAUCAUACUUUAUAUCUGUAAUGAUAUAGAUUAUGAAAUCUCCCUUCAAACUCAUUGCAGCAGAUAACUUUUUUGAGUCAUUGACUUCAUUUUAUAUUUAAAAAUUAUGAAAAUAUCAUCUGUCAUUAUAUUCUAAUUAAAAUUGUUUGUGCAUAAUGCUUUGGAAAAAUGGGUCUUUUAUAGGGAAAAAACUGGGAUAACUGAUUUCUAUGGCUUUCAAAGCUAAAAUAUAUAAUAUACUAAACCAACUCUAAUAUUGCUUCUUGUGUUUUACUGUCAGAUUAAAUUACAGCUUUUAUGGAUGAUUAAAUUUUAGUACAUUUUCAUUUGGUUUGUGUCUUUUUGUUAUUGUUUAUAGAUUUAAGUCCUUUAUUUUAUAAUGACCACAUUGUUUAAGUGCAACAGUAGCUCCUUUCUGCCUGAAUUGAGCAGAACAGUUGGCUUUAAACUACACUUAUGGGUGAUUUCUCUAGGAACAGACCUCGCACUUCCUGCUCUAGAUAUAUUUAUUCCUACUCUACAGUAAAAUACACCAGACGACAUAGAAUAGUUUUGUAUAUUCUCUCUUGACCUUAAAGAUUGUAUCUUAUUGAAUAAAAUAUCCCACUCUGUAUUAUUUUUAUAUGUAAAAAGAUAAGUUUAAUACUGUAUGAGGGUUUGACUUUGACUAUUGCAAAUCCUGCACAGCUUGUAAUUUCAUCCAGGGAAUCCUUGCCAUUGUCAAUUUGUUGGUGUGAGUGAGUCCACCAAUGCAGUGUUCUGUGAAAAUUUUCAAACUUGCUUUCUACGAGAUUGAAGAACUCGAGGGAAGUGGUUGCAACUCAGAACACAAACAGGGAUGUGUGACUUGACUGUCUAGUGGUGUAGCAGGAGUGGUAUGAAGAUGGCAACAUCACAGUUGUAGCUGGCUGUACAGAGGUGCUUUUCUUUUCCUUCUCAGUUGCAUUUUAUAAAGGUGGGGCUUAUGGAGGACAUGGACCCAGGGUGACACUGUUGUGUGUUCUCCAUGAAGAAAGGGACAAAUGGCUUGUUGGCCAGCUGCAUACUGAGAAGAAAGCAGAUUGCAAGCGUAGGAAACCCUGUGCCUUGUCCCCCAAAAUCAAGGAGACCAGUCCUAGAAAGUAAUCUUUGCUCAGGGAUCUAGAUACGGUCUCAUUGCAACUAGUUGUGAAGAGGUAUUCAUGCCUUGCUGAGAUUUGCCAGGUAUGUUUCCAGCCCUUCAGUUACUAAGUCAGCUUUCAAAUGUAAGAUCUGACCAACCUGAAGAAAUGUCAAAAAAUACUGUUUGAAACAUUGGAAAUUGUAUUCUUUUGAUAUUCUAAUAAACUUAGCUACUUAACAUU
Onychomys torridus (southern grasshopper mouse) is the source of this 2739-nucleotide messenger RNA. RefSeq names its product RAP1A, member of RAS oncogene family (gene Rap1a). The coding region runs from base 452 to 1006 and encodes 184 amino acids. NCBI's taxonomy places the organism in Eukaryota, Metazoa, Chordata, Mammalia, Rodentia, Cricetidae. Gene Ontology annotation, molecular function: GDP binding; GTP binding; GTPase activity. Gene Ontology annotation, biological process: Rap protein signal transduction; cellular response to cAMP; negative regulation of synaptic vesicle exocytosis. Gene Ontology annotation, cellular component: plasma membrane. The record is from RefSeq and is a predicted model, not a curated record. The transcript is spliced from 8 exons.